Molecule: messenger RNA, 489 nt
Organism: Danaus chrysippus (African queen)
Lineage: Eukaryota; Metazoa; Arthropoda; Insecta; Lepidoptera; Nymphalidae
Source: the annotation of a GenBank genome assembly
AUGGACGUGUUAACGAGACCUGCUGAGGAGUUCGGUAACGAUGAAACCCUCGAACAUCUGUGGGCAGCUAGAGCUAUGGAACACAGCGAUAUUUACUUCAAUGUGCUCUGUUCUGUGGACACAAGAUGGCUUAGAUUGACUCCGCAUGAUGAUCUGAUAUACACCCAUUUUAGACAAGACUUUCCCGACCUCGAUGUAUCCUACAUAAAGGAAAAUGAGAUCAAGAAUAAUGUUAAUAAAGCAAGGUGGCGUCUAUUUUGUGAAAAGUUUAAAACAAUCGUAGAGGAUUACAGUUUCGGUACUUUAAUGCGUGCUGACACUAAAGGUGAUUAUUCAGAACAGAAUACCAUUUUAGUGCCUCGUGUGCAGUUUUAUGCUAUAGAAAUCGCCAGAAAUAGAGAAGGAAUGAACAAUGAAGUGAAAAAGCAUUACAAAUGUGCAUCCAAGGCCCACAUGGAAAUUCACAAUAAAAGUGAAGUCGCUUUAUAA